This is a messenger RNA of Cladocopium goreaui, 1679 nucleotides long. The record is from the annotation of a GenBank genome assembly. Lineage: Eukaryota; Dinophyceae; Suessiales; Symbiodiniaceae.
AGCCUUCUUUUGCUCCUGGGUCUGUCUUUUAUUUUGCUGCCAUUGACACUUCUCAGUGUUGCUGCAAUGGGCGGCUGUGCAGGCAAGACAGCAGAUGCCCCAAAACCUGGAAGCAAGAGUGGUUCCUCGGUUCCGAAGAAGGAGAUUAAGGAAGGUGGCAUCGGCCACGCACAGUUCAUUAUUGAGAACACAGGCAAGAUCACGGACUACUACCAGUUGGACAAGAAGAAGUUGGGCGAAGGAUCCUACGGAUCCGUCUGCAAGGCGAACAACAUCUCGACUAAGGCCAUCCGUGCUGUGAAGACCAUCUCCAAGUCUCAGAUGAAGAAUUUGGAGCGCUUCAAGCAGGAAAUCGCCAUCAUGAAGAUGAUGGACCACCCAAACAUCAUCAAGCUCUUCGAGUCCUUCGAGGAUCACAGGAACAUCUAUUUGGUCAUGGAGCUCUGCUCUGGCGGUGAGCUCUUUGACCGUAUCAUUGAGUCAGGCCACUUCUCUGAACAGCAGGCUGCCAUCCUCAUGCAGCAGAUCAUUCGUGCUAUUUACUACAUGCACGAGAACCAAGUGUGCCACCGUGACUUGAAACCCGAGAAUUUCCUCUUCAUGACCAAGGACCCCAUCGAGAAAAACUUUUUGAAGAUCAUUGACUUCGGCCUCUCAUGCAAAUUCACUCCCGGGAAGCCCUUGUCGACCAAAGCCGGCACUCCGUACUACGUGGCUCCCCAGGUGUUGGCUGGGAAUUACGACCAGCUGAGUGAUCUUUGGAGCUGCGGCGUCAUUAUGUAUGUGCUGCUGUGCGGCUACCCUCCCUUCUUCGGCGACACAGAUUCGGAGGUCUUGGCCAAGGUGCGCUUGGGCAACUUCAACUUCAACCCAGCGGAUUGGAAGAACGUUUCAGAGGACGCGAAGACGUUGAUCCGCCAUUUGCUGAAGAUGAACCCCAAAGACCGUUACACCGCUGAGCAAGCCUUGAACCAUGAAUGGAUCAAGAACAAGGCACCCAAGGCUUCAGCCGUGGCGUUGCAGUCGAACUUUGUGGACAACUUGCGUGGCUUCCGAUCCCAAAACAAGUUGAAGAAGGCCGCCUUGCACAUCAUUGCUGGUCAGUUGAAUGAGGACCAGAUCAAGGCGCUGAGAGACACCUUCAUGGGCUUGGACAAGAAUGGUGAUGGCUUGCUGACCCCGGCCGAGCUCAAAGAAGGUUUGCAGAAGGCUGGCUUGAAAGAGAUCCCUCCAGAUCUGCAGGCCAUUAUGGAGGACGUGGAUGCUGAUGGCAGUGGCGUCAUAGAUUACACGGAAUUCUUGGCGGCCACAUUGGACAGGCGUCAGUACAUCCAGGAGGAUGUUUGCUGGUCUGCUUUCAGAGUCUUCGACAGGAAUGGUGAUGGCAAGAUCUCGCAAGAUGAGUUGAAGAUGGUGCUCCACAACUCCGAGGUGGAAGACACCUUAGGAAAUGGCAUGAUUCUGGAUCUGCUGAAGGAGGUGGAUGGCAAUGGUGAUGGUGUCAUCGACUUCCAGGAGUUCCUUCAGAUGAUGCGGGGCGGAAAGGUUCCGACCGGAGGCAAUGCCCUCUGAGGCAGCUCUGAACAAGUACUACUGACGCGUCCUCAACCAAAAAAGCUUGAGACAGCCCAAAAGGGGUUAUCCUUCGGUAACCAAACAUGGCUAGCUGGAAAUUCCAC